AUGUCUAGAUCUGGUGUUGCAGUUGCAGAUGAAUCUUUAAAUGCGUUUAAUGACUUGAAGUUGGGCAAGAAGUACAAAUUUGUCUUGUUUGGGUUGAAUGCAGACAAGACGGAGAUUGUUGUGAAGGAGACAUCUAAUGAGAGUGAUUACGAUGUGUUUUUGGAGAAGUUGCCAGAGGAAGACUGUUUGUAUGCUGUUUACGAUUUCGAGUAUGAAAUCAGUGGUGCAGAGGGCAAGCGGUCUAAGAUUGUGUUUUACACUUGGUCUCCAGAUACUGCACCCAUCAGGUCCAAGAUGGUUUAUGCUUCUUCGAAGGAUGCCUUGAGAAGAGCCCUAAACGGUGUUUCAUGUGAUAUUCAGGGCACUGAUUUCUCUGAAGUUGCAUACGAGUCUGUAUUGGAGAAGGUUAGCAGAGGAGCAGGGUCCCACUAA
Eremothecium cymbalariae DBVPG#7215 is the source of this 432-nucleotide messenger RNA. It is a transcript of the gene COF1, whose product is annotated as cofilin. Gene Ontology annotation, molecular function: actin filament binding. The transcript is spliced from 2 exons. NCBI's taxonomy places the organism in Eukaryota, Fungi, Ascomycota, Saccharomycetes, Saccharomycetales, Saccharomycetaceae. Gene Ontology annotation, biological process: cell motility; actin filament severing; actin filament depolymerization. Gene Ontology annotation, cellular component: actin cytoskeleton; cytoplasm; actin cortical patch. The record is from RefSeq and is a predicted model, not a curated record. The coding region runs from base 1 to 432 and encodes 143 amino acids.